UUCAGCCAGACUUCUCUCUUCAGCAUCCUGCAGACAUCUGAUCUCUGAGGACUUUCAAAUUCUGCUUUUCACUGAUUUUGUUUCUUGUGGAGUGCAAGAGAAAUUUAAAUAAGAAGAAGAAGAAGAAGAAGAAGAGGGGGCUGUGAAGAAGGACAAGGCCAUGGCCUCCUGGUUCAGCUGGAAUGAGCCGUACUACCGGAGCCCCCGGCGGGACCCGGCCGACGUGGUCACUGACACCCUGAUGCUUGAGCUCAGCUGGCAGCUGAAGGAGGCAGACAGGCAGCACAGGGAGAGGGAGAACGAGUACAGGCGGCUCAAGACCGGCGUGGACUACAGCUGGCUGGCCAACACGCCUCGCCCCUCUUACAGCAUCAGCACUGGGGAGAAGCUGGGCCUGGAGGACCUCUGCUCCAAGGUGCCGCCGCCCUGCUGCGGCAUGAUCAUACUCAAGUUCAGGGAGGCUAUGCAGGCCAAUGAGCCCGAGGCGCAGGAGGUGUCCAGCCUGUUUCGCUCCGUCCUCCUGGAGUCUCUGGAUCAGCUGAAGGAGGAGCAGGAAGCCCAGCGGCUCGCCCGCCAGUGGAACAACAAACGUGCCAUGAGCAUGUCACUCAUGAACUUCAGGUCCCGCAUCAAGAUCAACCCGUUUGGAAGCACGGUGGGCCUGACCUCCACUGUGGCCGAGGGGGCUGGGUUGAGUGACCUCAAAACCGUGUCAGAGGAUGUGGAGAGAGGGAUGGAGGGGGAGGAGAGGUUGCAGAGGGUGUGGAGCAUGCCUGACUUCAGAUACAAAGGAACCAACAGCAGUAAGGUUGUGUGAUGCGGGGCGUUCAUGGGACAGUGAUGUUGGGACGAUUCAUUGGCACAGGUGCUGAACUCCUGGACCCUCUGCUGCAGUAUGUCCACUUUGCACCAAGCGAGGAAGAAUGAAUCCCAUAAUCCUCCUCCUCUUUUCAGUAUGAGACCAAUCAGCAUUUGAGCUAUAUCUUGCUUUAUCUUCACACCUGCGAGGGCAACAUCAGAUGUUUUUUUUUCUCAGAUCUCCUGUAUCUUUUUUUGGUGCACUUUUUUGGGACUUGAAACAGUUUCAACCUUUUGAGAUUAUUGCCUCUUGAUGCAUCUUGUAUUUUGUAGACAUUGGCAUCUAAGCACUGAGGGCUAUUUACUGUAGCCUGUUAGGCAUAAUUUAUGUAAAUUAAAGGCUUUCUUGAAAUUUUGCAGGAACAGAUGAAAUAUUUUGGUGUUGUUCCAUCUUACAACACAAAAUGGUUGCGGAGGUAAAUUAUCUUUGAUGGAGGAAUUUUUGCAUGACGUUUACAGAUAAAUGUUACUCAUUUAGUCUUUAGACAAAUGAUAAGUAAUAGCCAAUGCUCACAUAAUGUCACUCAGAGGGUGACUCACGCUCUCCCUCUCCCGACUGCUCUUUGUUUUCUCUCGACAGCACACAAGGACUCAACACAAUAACUCAUCCAAGGUUAGCAAGCCAAGAGCUUUCCUUGUGCAACAAGCCAGCAAAAAAUGACAGAGAUGUUACCAGAUUUCAAAGUAAAAUCUUUCCAGCAGUUUAUUGCUGUUUCUUUUCUGUUUGUCACACAGCAAAAUUCAACAGUACACAACAGGUUUACUCCAUCAUCCAUAUAACGCUUUCAACUGGAUUGAUA
Messenger RNA from Chelmon rostratus (copperband butterflyfish), 1658 nucleotides. RefSeq names its product retinal degeneration 3, GUCY2D regulator (gene rd3). Lineage: Eukaryota; Metazoa; Chordata; Actinopteri; Chaetodontiformes; Chaetodontidae. The transcript has 3 exons. The record is from RefSeq and is a predicted model, not a curated record. Bases 161 to 817 code for a protein of 218 amino acids.